CCCAAGUCCAAAAUCCAAAUUACGGCUCCCCCUACGAAAAUAUCAAAGAACAAGGGAGAAAAAUAAAUAGCAAUGCUUCUCAAAACUCUUCAAGUCUCCGACGUCCCCGCCCUCGACCAAGUCCAUGAAAUCUCCACGUCCUCUCCCUUUCUCCCCAAAACUCUCAAAUCAUCGAACUUUACGGUCAUCGGCCACCGUGGAAAUGGCAUGAACUCGCUCUCCUCGACAAACCCAACAAUGGAAAACUCAAUCCUCUCCUUCAAUAAAGCCGGCAAAUUCCCGAUCCAAUUCAUCGAGUUCGACGUCCAAGUAACCAGCGACGAUCACCCAAUAAUCUUUCACGACAGUUUCAUCCUCGCAAAAAACAAAGGCGAAAAAAGAGUUACAGAUCUUUCACUUAAUCAGUUUCUUUCCUACAACUCAAAAGCUCUUCUUAGAAAAACCCAUGAUGGGGAAAUCCUCGAUUGGUCGGUCGAAAAUCACGAAAAUCCUCUUUGCACAUUGCAAGAAGCGUUCCUCAAAGUCGAUCCCCAUCUCGGUUUCAAUAUUGAGCUCAAAUUCGACGACGAAGUCGCCUACAAAGACGAAGAGCUGAUCCACAGUCUACAAAUCGUGCUAAAUUGCGUGUAUCAAUAUUCUGGAGAUCGAAAGAUUAUUUUCUCUUCUUUCAGUCCUGACGCAGCCAGGCUAGUUAGGGGGCUUCAAAAUCUAUACCCUGUAUUUUUUCUUACUGAUGGCGGUGUAGAAAUCUACGGCGACGAUAGGAGGAAUUCUUUGGAGGAGGCGGUGAAACUGUGCAGAGAGUGCGGGUUGCAGGGGAUCGUGUCGGAAGUUAGAGCUCUGAUGAGGAAACCGUCGGUGAUAUCUGAAGUUAGGGAGGCUGGGCUUGGACUGAUGAGUUACGGGAAGCUGAAUAAUAUUGGGGAGAUUGUUUGGUUGCAGAAUUUGAUGGGGAUCGAUGGGGUGAUUGUUGACAGGGUUCAGGAGAUUACGGAGGUUGUUUCUGGCUUUGCCGGGUUGAAAGAUGAAGGCAGAGAGGAUGAAGGGAAGUUGUUGGUGGGGCCACGGUUCUCUCAAGUUGAGCUUGAAUUUGUGUUGAAGCUCAUACCUGAGCUUGCAAAGGGUAAGGGGUGCUGAUCAAUUGUGUAUAAAAUUUGUUGUUUCAGACCUAAAAAUUAACUACGAGUUAUUUUACUAGAAUAUUCACAACGAAAAAGUAAUGAACGGUUUUUCAUCGUGUACGAACUCAUAAGCUUGUAUCUACUCAAAUCUUUUUCAUGUUUUGUGCG
Asparagus officinalis (garden asparagus) is the source of this 1289-nucleotide messenger RNA. Its product is annotated as glycerophosphodiester phosphodiesterase GDPD2-like. The coding region runs from base 73 to 1137 and encodes 354 amino acids. Lineage: Eukaryota; Viridiplantae; Streptophyta; Magnoliopsida; Asparagales; Asparagaceae. Gene Ontology annotation, molecular function: phosphoric diester hydrolase activity. Gene Ontology annotation, biological process: glycerophospholipid catabolic process. The transcript has a single exon. The record is from RefSeq and is a predicted model, not a curated record.